Molecule: messenger RNA, 723 nt
Organism: Cyphellophora attinorum
Lineage: Eukaryota; Fungi; Ascomycota; Eurotiomycetes; Chaetothyriales; Cyphellophoraceae
Exons: 1
Coding region: 1-723 (240 amino acids)
Source: RefSeq, a predicted model, not a curated record
AUGGCCACAAACGGCACUACAGCCUUCUCACAUCCGCCAUUCCUUCCAAAGUCAGUCUCAUUCCCCAACAACCAAACAUACGAGCUCAUACGCCCCAUCACCGAGCUUAGAAGUUGCCACGACGGCGAGCCCGCCGAGUCACGCAUCAUUUUCAUCUGCAGACAGCCCGGCAUUGAGCAGGACUACAUCCUGAAGAUCAAAGUCCAGAUCCCCGGCGGCGACCGUCGCCCCCAGAACACCCCCCACCCGGGCCCAAGCACAACGACAGCGGAGGAGCUGAAAGCCUUGUCGAUCUUCACGAAAGCCGACCUCCCUCACGUCCCCCAUCUGAUCACAUCUACUAUACAGCCUCAGCCGUCCAACGGCCCUUUACCAGGCGGCUACAUCAGUUACCUCGUGAUGAGCCUCCUCCCAGGCCAACCUCUCUUUACACUGAACUACUGGUCGUUACCCAGCACAGUGCACGAGGUCAUACGGCCCAAAUUCCUGGAGGUCCUCAGGGCGGUCUACGCAGCAGGGGUGGAGCCAGUGGACUGCGGUCUGCGGAACGUGAUGUGGGACGAGGCUACCCAGACGUGUGGAAUCAUUGAUCUCGAGCUGUGGCGGGCGACGGAGGAGGGCCAAGGCAUUGGAGAUGAGCUGAAGGAGUUGCAGCGGUGGGGCCUGAGCAGAAGACCGCCGGCAAAGGAUUGGUGGGCCGAGUGGAACACACACGGCCGGUAA